Rotaria sp. Silwood2 is the source of this 873-nucleotide messenger RNA. The record is from the annotation of a GenBank genome assembly. NCBI's taxonomy places the organism in Eukaryota, Metazoa, Rotifera, Eurotatoria, Philodinida, Philodinidae.
AUGUCAACACUUUAUGGUUAUAGUGAUUUAAUAUCGGAAGAUGUUGAAACAAUUGAUAGUGAUGAAGAAGAUGAAAAACGAUCAAGUCGAGAUCCGGAUAAGUCACCAUUUUCAAUCAUUUGGCGAGAUGAUUUAAAAAAUGAUAAUAUCAAAAUUCCAUGUUCGUCUUUAUUAAUUGCUUUAGGAACAACUGCUUCAGCAUUUGCUUUUACGCAUAUUUUGUGCAACUAUGAUCUAGAAUUAAUAGGCUAUGGAACAGAUGAAAAAAUGACUGAUGAUGGAAAUAUAGAAACAAAAUCCUUUGAUCAAAUCAAAACACAACAAUAUUCAACACAAAGUGUUGAUCGUAUUUAUCGAUUGCCAUCAAGUUCAUUUGUACUUAUUCAAUUAAAUUCUUCAAUUAAAUCUGAUCAAAUUUGGUCAAUAAGUGAACAGAUUUUGAACAAGUUUAAUUUUUCAAAUCUAAAUAUUUCAAAUCCUGUUUACAUUAUACAAUCACGUUCAUCCAUGGAUUAUGUUACUAUAGCAGGUGAACUAGAAAACAAAUCAAAUUUAUUUAUUCGUUAUAUUAAAUCAUCAAUAAUUCCAACAGAUGAUAAAAUUACACAAACAAUUAAAUCAAUUGAACCACCAAAUGCAAUCCGGGGUCUAUCAGCUGCUUUAUUUACGAAACUUCACCAAGCAAAUAUUCCGGUUAUCAUUCUUGUUGUUUAUCAACGUCAUUCAUCUGUUAAUGCUGAUGCAUUAAAGUUAUUACAACGAAUAUUAGAUCGAACAUCAGCAACACUUAAACCAUAUAUUCAACUAACAGAAAAAACAAAUAAACAAUUGAUUCGAUUAGCAUCAACACAAACAAGUAAUAUGUAUUCGUAA